Messenger RNA from Closterium sp. Yama58-4, 1854 nucleotides. The record is from the annotation of a GenBank genome assembly. NCBI's taxonomy places the organism in Eukaryota, Viridiplantae, Streptophyta, Zygnematophyceae, Desmidiales, Closteriaceae.
AUGGCCGUAGACACAGCAAGAGAACGAGCCCUGCAGAAGCGGAUUAAGGAACUGGAAGCAGAGCGCGAUGAGCUGCAGCGGGAUCUGGAAGGGAUGUGUCUGCAGCAGGUGGGGAGCGCUGGAGCCGAAGACGCCAUGGCUCGCAUGCAGGCUAGAAGGGUGGCCAACCUAGAAGCAGAGCUCGCCACGUGUCGCCACACGAUUGCGUCGCUGGAGAUGGAGAUUGCGGACGUUCGACAUGACCUGCAGGACGCGGAACAGAAGAAGCGCACGGCAGCAGAGGAGGAGGUGCGGAUUUACCAGCGGCAGGCGGCAGCAGCACCCCAUUCGCCCUGUUCCCCGUCCCCAUUUUCAAUCCGCACUUCACCCCUAUCCUCCUUUCUUGUACCCCCCCACCAGCGCACGGCAGCAGAGGAGGAGGUGCGGUUUUACCAGCGGCAAGCGGCAGCAGCACUGGAGCAGCGAGACCAACGCACGGCAGCAGAGGAGGAGGUGCGGUUCUACCAACGGCAGGCAGCAGCAGCACUGGAGCAACGAGACCAAGUGACUCUGGAGCUGGAGCAGCUGAGAACGACCAAGGCGGAGGGAGAGGCGCGAGCCAAGGCGGAAAUAGAGCAGCUGCGGAAGGAAAAGGCGAGUGCUGCGGAGAAAAGCCGAGCUGAGAUCGAAAAGCUGAUGAAGGAGAAGUGGGACGUUCUAGAGAGGGAAACGGGGACGGAAGCAGACUCCAGUGAGCCGGACAAAGAUCCGUUUUCUAGCAAGGAUAAUUUUCCUUAUAGCAAGGACACGUACGGGGCUUCUGGGGACCUGUAUGGGGCAUCUAAGGAUCUGUAUGGUGCGGGUAGGGACCCGUAUGGGGAGGAGCCGACGGAGGAGAUGCUGUCUCAGGCGAUGAGGGAGAAGGUGCAGGCGCUGGUGAUGCUGGCCGCGGAGGAGGAGAGGCAUUUGAGGGACUCGCAGCUGGUGGGGAGUUUGAGAGAGACGAUCGCUGGGUUGAACGCCACCCUGGGGCAGGUGACCGCCGAGAAGGUGAAGGCGCUGAUGCAGCUGGCAGACACGGCAGCCGAGGCGCAGCAGCUGAGGGACGAGAUGGCAGCGCUGCAGCAGGAAGUGCGGAAGCGAGACGAGAUCAUUGCCAGAGACUCCCUCCCCUGGCAGAGCGCGGAGACAGCAGGAGUCUGGUCCGCUGGUUCAGAGAGCACCAUGAUUCCCGCCCUCUGGUCCUCCUCGCCCUCCCACGACCCGUUUGACAGCAGCGCUGCCUCCGAGUAUGGGGGGCUGGGAGGGGCGGGGGCGGGGGCAGGAGGCGGGGGCGGGGGUGGGGGUGUGUAUGGCGGCAUGGUGGCAAUGGGAGGGGGACUGCAGGGCCUGCAAAGCUCGUUCCAUUCGGAAAGCAGCUUCGGGAUGGGAGGGGGAGGCGGCGGAGGAGGAGGGGGAGGAGGAGGGGGAACAGGGGGUGGAGCAGGGCCGGGGUCAGCAGGAGCAGCACCAGCAGGAUUCUCCCUGUUCAGUCUCUUUCGGGGGAAGGGUACAGGGGGAGGCACGUCUGGUGCAGGCGGAACUGGGGCAGCCGGAGGGGGGGGAGGGGGGAUAGGAGGGGGAGGCGGGAGCGGAGGGUCGGCGUAUCUGACUAAUGGGAGCAGCAGGGGGAGCACUCCUAGGGGCGAGAUGGAGAGGGAGAGAGAGAGGGUGACGCCGUCAGUGGUGGCGAGGCUGAGGGUGGAUAUAGCAGCUCUUGAAGAGGCUCUGGCAACGAUUGAGCAGAUCGCUCAAACCUCGUCUGAAAUGCGCUCGUCCCUCGCUCAGGUGAGGUUGCUGUACGGGGGAAAGAUUGGUAUAUGGGCGAGAGGGUGA